GCUAAAGAAACAAAAUGAGCAACUGGUGAAUGUCAUAAACUAACUCAUGGCCUUAUUGAUUCUGUUCGCAUGUAUAUCUAAGCCGUUGAACAUGUUGACAUGUUUUCAUACAUUAAUAUACUCAGUUAUUAUUGUAUUUUGCUAUUUUGUACAUUGAUUAGAGUAGACGUAUAGCGGAUAUCUGGGUAUUUGUAAUCCGUUAUAUGUUAUCUCAAUUUUAUAAUUUAUUUGCUCCACCAUUAUGUAGGUAUUUAGUGUUUAAAUAUUCGAUGAAUUUUUGGUAGUUUUAGCCGAAUAUCUUGUAUAUUUCUUAUAAAUAAAUCUCAGGAAAUAAAAAGCUACAAUAAGUGUAAAAAUUAAUAUUUCAUUAUAAAUUAUUUUUUCUUUUAAAUAUUUAAUACCUAAAUAAUUAAUGUAAUGAAUAAAACUAUUGUAAAACUUGCAGUAAUAAAAUUUAUACAAUUAUUUAUACACACACAUACAUAUACAUAUUAGAUAAUAAAAUUUGUUUUGGUAUUAGAGUUACCUAUAUUAGGAUUUCUUAGAUCAAAUCUAAAAAUACAACAAAUCAAAUUAAAUAUCAGGGAUGUAAUACCUGCCCCUAAUAUAGACCAAACUCAAAACUAUUAUUGAACCGUGAGAGUCAACGAGGCGAUGUUUUUUCAGCAAUAGGAAAGGGUAAAACUAUAAUUUCAAUAAACCAGAUACAAAGGUCAAUGCAAGAAGCUAAGCUUAGUUUCAGCUUAUAUAAACACGAUCGUAAAUCUAUAAUUCAACGAACUCUUCGUUUCGUUUUUUCAUUUCUCAACCAAAGCACACACACAAAAAGUGUUUUUUUUUUCGAGAAACCAAAUCAAAUCAAAUGGAAAAGGAAAGAGAGAUAGAGAUGAUCAACAAGAUGGCAAGCUGCUUGAUUUAUCUAUCAAAGGCUCACCAACACGACACCAAAAGCCGCGUUUUCGCGUGCAAGACGUGCAACAAGGAGUUCCCGUCGUUCCAAGCCUUGGGAGGCCACCGAGCAAGCCACCGCAGAUCGGCUGCCCUUGAAGGCCAUGCAACUCCUUCUCCCAAGAGAGUCAAACCGGUGAAACACGAGUGUCCUAUAUGCGGUGCCGAGUUCGCCGUAGGGCAAGCCUUGGGUGGUCACAUGCGGAAGCAUAGAGGAGGAGGAGGUAGCCGAAGCUUGGCACCAGCGCCGGUGACUAUGAAGAAAUCCGGCGGCGGUAAUGGAAAGAGGGUCUUAUGUAUGGAUUUGAACUUGACGCCGGGAGAGAAUGAUGAUUUGAAGCUGGAGCUUGGGAGGUUGUGAUUUUCUGAUCUUUUUACUUUUUCUUCUUUUGUGGGUUUAUACUUGUGUAGAGAGAGGUUAUUUUAUUUUAUUUUAGGACUCCAGUAGUUUUGUAUGAAGAACUUUAUGGUACUGUUAUUUUUUUUUUUAACACAUGGUACUGUUAUUUAUAGACAUAUAUACAUCUUAUCUAUAUAUUGUCGAAUUAUUACAAUAAAGAACUAAUAUAUAGGUCUACUAAAUCUUUUUGUUGAAUUAUUUUGGGGUCUCGUCAAAUACGUGGGAAUGAAAAUAUGUUAGGAUGUUUUUGUAAGAAAACACGGCAGGUUUAGAUCGUUAGAUAAUAGAGUUAUAGUCUUAUUGUUUUGUUAGUAGUUAAACUUCCACUGACAAAGAUCUAUUUUUGUCAGUGAUCAACCAAUUUUGAAAUCGACUCUGGAAAAACUGAAAUCCAAGUCUCUAAUUCCAGAAUAAGUUUGUCACCACUAAAUCAUUAUAAAUAGGUGGGUUCUAUAAACAAAUCAAAAAGGAUUUUUCUAUAAGCAGAAGUGCAUCUUGGUUUUGUUAUUUGUCUAUAAAUUGAACAUCUCAGUUUUGUUAUUUGUCUAUACAUAGGACAUUUAGUUCUGUUUUAACGCUUGGUAUUUAUCGUACUCCACUUACCAAAAAUCUGCUAAAAGCUAUUGGAACAAAAGAAAAGUCAUGUACAGUACUAGAAAUUUCAAUAAUUUUUUUCGUUAACGCUAUGACUUUUUGGUUUAAAGAAAUUGACUGAUUAGUAUUUCAAAAUUCAUAUCAUUGUCAUGGAGAAUCAAAGUAUCCAGAUAAAAUAAAUCUCAACUAAAACGAGUCGAUGGUGAUAAAUGUUUGCGUGGAACGAAAGAUAUGAUAAAGAAUAAGCAAGUGUUUGUAGUUUAGUGGUAAUAGUCAUGUAGAAGAUUGAUUUUUGCUAGACAUGCUUUUCUUGUUAUCUAUCCAACGCAUAAUUUAUAUAGAGGUUGCAUAUUCCAGUUAGUAGGAUACAGGGAUGAAUAUUCAUGGGAUGAAAUGCAUCGAUACCACUUUGUUGCAAUGAUUGGACCUAUUGGAAUUUUGUAGAAGUGUAGUACUUUCUUGUACAUUUUAAGAGAGAACCAAGUUUCAGGGUAAGUACU
Messenger RNA from Brassica napus (rape), 2442 nucleotides. RefSeq names its product zinc finger protein ZAT12. Gene Ontology annotation, biological process: response to chitin; response to stress. The record is from RefSeq and is a predicted model, not a curated record. The transcript has a single exon. Lineage: Eukaryota; Viridiplantae; Streptophyta; Magnoliopsida; Brassicales; Brassicaceae. The coding region runs from base 863 to 1309 and encodes 148 amino acids.